UCCAAUUUGCUAACUCCUGCAGUCACGUGCACACUUCUUUGCAGCUCUGCGAACUUCUAGAUGGCUGGGUCUUCCAAUAAAUGCGGCAUUCGCUACAUCGGCAACUCGGGACUCAAAGUCUCCAACAUUUGUUUGGGGGCAAUGACGUUUGGCUCGACUGAAGGUGCAAUGUUCCAUUUGCCCGGUCAACGCGACGAGGCUGCCUCUCAUGCCAUUCUGGACAAAUUUGUUGAAAUGGGAGGGAAUUUCAUCGACACUGCUGAUGUGUAUUCAGCUGGACGUUCAGAGUCGAUCGUCGGCACGUGGCUGCAGAAACAAGCGAGAGAACAAGUCAUCAUUGCUACAAAGGUGCGAUUUCCUGUGGGAUCUGGUCCCAAUGACGUCGGACUUUCCAAGAAACAUAUCUUGAACGGAGUGGAAGAAAGUCUGAAACGACUCAACACAAGCUACAUAGAUCUGUAUCAAACUCAUGCAUGGGAUGAUGGUACUCCAAUAGAGGAGACCCUCAGCACACUCACAGAUCUUGUUCGUCAGGGCAAAGUUCGAUAUUUGGGUCUGAGCAAUGUGACCGGCUGGCAGCUACAGAAAAUCAUCGACCUCACUAAGUACAAGCACUAUGAACCAUUUGUGUCUCUUCAAGUGCAAUACAACCUGAUGUGUCGCGAAACAGAGUGGGAACUACAAGAAGUGUGCAAACGUGAAGGGCUCGGUAUAUUGCCUUGGAGUCCUCUCAAAGGAGGAUGGCUAAGUGGUAAGGUGACUCGUGCUGGGGCUCCUGAAGGUUCUCGAAUAGAAUACUAUGGCAAGCAGGAGUCUGGAAGACCUCCCUUCUUUCGGGAUUAUAGCAAAGAAGAGCAAACUUGGAAGAUUCUGGAUGCCCUUAAAACCACUGCAGAAGAAUUAGGAAAGAGUGUUCCACAGGUAGCACUAAAAUGGUUGCUGCAUCAGGAGACGGUCAGCUCGGUUAUCAUCGGAGCUAAGAAAAUCGAACAGCUUGUUGACAACAUGGGAGCAGGAGAUGACGGUUGGAAACUGACUGCAGACCAGCUGAAACGUCUUGGAGAUGUCAGCAACAUCAUGCCUCUGUAUCCCUAUUCGUUCCUGAAUGCUGUGCAGGUGGGACGCCGCAGGGAUGGACCUCUUGUUCUCUAACUGAUGUUUUGUAGCAAGUUGGUACGUUACACUUUGUAAUAGCUUUGGAGUAUGUUUGCUACAAUUGAAUUGCUUUUGAUAACCUUGUGUGCAAGAUAUGGAAUUUGUUUGCAGCAUG
Corticium candelabrum is the source of this 1270-nucleotide messenger RNA. Its product is annotated as 1-deoxyxylulose-5-phosphate synthase YajO-like. The record is from RefSeq and is a predicted model, not a curated record. NCBI's taxonomy places the organism in Eukaryota, Metazoa, Porifera, Homoscleromorpha, Homosclerophorida, Plakinidae. The transcript has 8 exons. Bases 61 to 1152 code for a protein of 363 amino acids.